GACGGGUCCAUCUCUAUGAUCCAGCUAUAAUUUAUAACAAAUAGCUGUGCACUCUCGGAUUUUACUUUCAAUUUGUUAAAUUUGUUGUUGCAGCAAUAUGCCACCAAAAAAGGCGCCUGCUCCUAGCAAAAAGACGGAGCAAAAGAAGAAGGAGAAAGUCAUUGAGGAUAAAACUUUUGGUCUGAAGAACAAAAAAGGCAACAAGCAACAGAAGUUCAUACAGCAAGUUCAGAAACAAGUGCAGGCCGGCGGACAUCAUCCACGAGCAGAUGGCGACAAGCGCAAGGAGGAGAAGGAGAAGAAGUUGGCCGAUCAGCGUGAAUUGGCCAUGAUCUUCAAGCCGGUGCAGGGGCAAAAGGUGGAGAAGGGCACGGAUCCCAAGUCGGUGGUGUGUGCAUUCUUCAAACAAGGAACUUGCACCAAGGGAGACAAGUGUAAAUUCUCUCACGAUCUGUCGCUGGAGAACAAGGUGGAGAAACGUUCCAUGUAUGUGGAUAUGCGUGACAGCGAAGAUGAUCCCAUGACCAACUGGGACGAUGCCAAGCUGAAGGAGGUGGUGGACAAGAAGCACUCGGCUGAAAAGCGACGCCCAACCACGGAAAUUAUUUGCAAAUACUUCCUGGAAGCUGUGGAGAAGUCCAAAUACGGCUGGUUCUGGGAGUGUCCCAAUGGGGAGAAGUGCAUCUAUCGCCAUGCGUUGCCUCCUGGCUAUGUGCUCAAGCGCGACAAGAAGAAGGAGGAUAAACCAACGGAGAUUUCGCUGGUCGAUCUGAUUGAGAAGGAACGUGCUGCAUUAGGUCCCAAUCAGACACGCGUCACGUUAGAGUCCUUCCUCGCUUGGAAGAAGCGUAAACUGCAGGAGAAGAAGGCGAAGCUGGCCGCCGAAGAGGAACGCAAGAAGAGCGACUUUAGCAAGGGUAAACAGUUUGGCAUUUCUGGUCGUGAAAUGUUCAGCUUCAAUCCCGACCUGGUCGACGAUGGACCCAUGGAGGAGGGCGAUGCUGCUUUCGAUGUCUAUAACCGUGAGGAUGAUGAUGAUGAAAAUGUCGUUGAAUUUAAAGAGCUCGAUUUGGCCGCUCUCUCGUUGGCCGCACAAGAAGUUGAUGGCUCUGGCACUGUGGCAUCCAGCACAAGAUUACUUGAUCAGGCCGAAGAAGCAGCCAAAACUGCUGCAGCCGAGGAUGCAGCGGCUGCGGCAACCAGCUCUGUCGACAGUGCGCCCGCGAUUAACAAAGAUUUGUUUACCGACUUGGAUUUGGCAGGCGAAUUGGAUGAUUUAGAUCUUGACGAUGACGAUGAUGAUGAAUGAGGAGAGUUCAACGAGAAGAGCAACUAAUAAUGCUUUGUUAUAGUUUGAUAUUCAAUUGCAUAACGUUCAUAAAAUGAUUUUUGCCUUUAGCAACUUUCGAUCAAUAAAAUUGUGGCUUAAAAAUGCUAAGAGCCUUCGCCAGUUCACGAUAAUUGAGAAAUUUUAACAAAACAAAAUACGAUUUAAUACAUUUAUUAGCUAAAUAAGUUAACACAUAUGCCCAAGAUCAAGCGAUUGUCAAGUUUGGGAUACAUUAUUCAGAUACAUUCAAGUGGAUCUCCUUUCGCAAAUAUCUUGUCCAUAGCUUGCUCAUUCCAACGAUUGACGCGUCGACAUAUUUGAACAGCUUCAUUAAUUUCCGUUCCGCAUGCAAGUGUUCUUGCUCGAUCCAAAAUGUAUUCUAUUUUACGAGCUCGCGAGUUAUAAAAUUGAUUAAACUUUCGGGCAACAUUAAUAUAAGGUUCCUUCUGCUUGUCUGACAAACAUUUCCAAAGAGAUCCAGCCACCGCACUGCUCUCGUAGGCCGACAUUGGAUCAUCCGAGUUUGCGUCGACUUUACGAAAGUGUUGCAGGAAAAUCAAGAAUGGAUUUCGACAAUAGCGUAAGCUGCAAUUUUUGUAAUUUAUGCCUUUUAAGAAGUUAUCUUUUAUUCUAGUCCGUCGAACCAUAUUGUUUUUUGUUAAACGAUACAAUAUAUUAACAGGAAAUUUUGUUUUGUAGACUAAAA
This is a messenger RNA of Drosophila sulfurigaster albostrigata, 2036 nucleotides long. Its product is annotated as zinc finger CCCH domain-containing protein 15 homolog. Gene Ontology annotation, molecular function: metal ion binding; mRNA binding. NCBI's taxonomy places the organism in Eukaryota, Metazoa, Arthropoda, Insecta, Diptera, Drosophilidae. Gene Ontology annotation, biological process: cytoplasmic translation. The coding region runs from base 98 to 1309 and encodes 403 amino acids. The transcript is spliced from 3 exons. The record is from RefSeq and is a predicted model, not a curated record. Gene Ontology annotation, cellular component: cytosol.